Molecule: messenger RNA, 7141 nt
Organism: Chrysemys picta bellii (western painted turtle)
Lineage: Eukaryota; Metazoa; Chordata; Testudines; Emydidae
Gene: TIAM1
Product: TIAM Rac1 associated GEF 1
Biological process (GO): positive regulation of axonogenesis; activation of GTPase activity; small GTPase-mediated signal transduction
Cellular component (GO): cytosol; synapse; plasma membrane
Molecular function (GO): guanyl-nucleotide exchange factor activity; protein binding
Source: RefSeq, a predicted model, not a curated record
CCUUCGCAGCGCCUGCCGUAACAAUAUGGCAGCAGCUGCUAUUGGUAGGGACGCGGUGUGAGCGGCGGUGGUGGUAGCAGCAGCUGCUGCUCAGGCUCCUUCUCACCGUGUGCGCCCUUCUCCAGCGCCCCCUUCCCCCCGCGGCUGGCUCAGGGCCAGGCCGGCGGCAGGACCGAGCCAUGGCAGCUUCCUGUCUGAACAGUCAUCUGCUUGAUGAGCACCUGAUCUUGAGAGACAUGUAUUGCCUUGAUAAGCCAUGCUGUAUUUGAUGUUAUCUACAUAAUUGUUGCUGUUGGACCUUCUGCAUCUGUUACCUGGAGCAGCACACUAUAUGAUUGCAAGACAGGAUGAGCAAUUAAGGUCUUUCCUUUCGUGCAGUUGAGGUUUUUGGCAUAUAUUCAUAGACUCUGACGAGACAAUAAUGGAGGCGCUGAGUGGCAGGUGCUGACAGAUUCUGUGGUUCCAGUAACUGUUCAUUUUGAUAUCAUUUGCAAUUCUAUACAUCUAAAUGCCACAGUUCUCUUGGGGAAAGUUGCAUUGGCUACCAAUAUUGCCUUGUAAGACCUUAAAACCAUGGGAAACGCGGAAAGCCAAAAUGUAGAGCAUGCAUUGUAUGGAGACAAGCACGCCAGUCUGGGACGGAAGCACACAUCACGCUCACUUCGCCUUUCAAAUAAAACUUCUCGACGGACCAGGCAUGCUUCUUCAGGGAAGGUUAUCCACAGGAACUCAGAAGUGAGCACCCGAUCUAGCAGUACUCCUAGCAUCCCCCAGUCACUGGCAGAAAAUGGCCUGGAGCCUUUUAACCAAGAAGCCAAUUUAGAGGACUUUGGAAGCCCCAUUUGGGUGGACAGAGUGGAUAUGGGCUUAAGGCCUGUUUCUUACCACACCGAUUCUUCUGUUACUCCGAGCGUGGACAGCAGCACAGUUCACACGGCAGCCUCAGUGCAGAGCAUGCCAGACACAGAAGAAAGCAGACUUUAUGGGGAUGACACUACAUUUUUGGCUGAAGAAGAUGGCAGACAGCAUCGAUAUUCAACAAACGGGACAACUUUCAUGGAAACUGCAAGCUUCAAGAAAAAGCGUUCAAAAUCUGCAGAUAUCUGGCGGGAGGAUAGCUUGGAAUUUUCGCUCUCUGACCUCAGCCAAGAACAUUUAACAAGCAAUGAAGAAAUCUUAGGUUCAGCUGAGGAGAAGGAUGGUGAGGGGAUUCGAGGCACAGAAGCAAGCAACAGUCCCCAGCAGCUGGUCACCUGCCAACGUGCCAAUUCUAUGAGUGACUUGUAUUCUCCAAAAAACUCAGGUGCUACAAUAAAUGGAGGCCCACGAAACACCUUUGGGGCUUAUUGUCGGAACUUAGUGUCCGAUAUUCCAGAUAUUGGAAACCAUAAGAUGGCGUCAGCUACAGCAGAGGAUACUCCUUCCUACAGUAAUUAUAAUACACUCCCCUGUAGGAAAUCUCACUGCCUUUCAGAAGGUGCCACCAACCUACAAAUCAGCCACAGCAACAGCAUGCAAGGCCGAAGGGCAAAAACUGCUCAGGAUGUGAAUGCAGGUGAAGGGAGUGAAUUUGCUGACAGUGGAAUCGAGGGCGCAACCACCGAUACAGACCUCCUCUCCAGACGUUCAAAUGCUACAAACUCUAGCUAUUCUCCAACGGCUAGUCGAGCUUUCAUUGGCAGCGACAGCGGCAGCAGCUCUACAGGAGAUGGGGUCCGUCAGGGAGUGUAUGAGAACUUCCGAAGGGAGCUGGAAAUGAGCACCACCAACAGCGAGAACUUGGAAGAAGCUGGUUCAACCCUGAGUGAUGAGCAAAGCAGUGGUACCUUGAGUUCUCCAGGGCAGUCUGACAUUCUCCUUACAGCUGGCCAGGGCACUGUACGGAAAGCUGGGGCUCUUGCAGUGAAAAAUUUUCUGGUGCACAAAAAGAAUAAGAAAGUGGAGUCGGCUACACGCAGGAAAUGGAAACACUAUUGGGUUUCCUUAAAAGGAUGUACAUUAUUCUUCUACGAGAGUGAUGGCAGAUCUGGAAUAGACCACAACAGCAUCCCAAAGCACGCUGUCUGGGUGGAAAACAGUAUAGUGCAAGCAGUGCCCGAGCACCCAAAGAAAGACUUUGUUUUCUGCCUCAGUAAUUCCCUUGGGGAUGCAUUUCUCUUUCAGACCUCUAGCCAGACCGAACUAGAGAAUUGGAUCACUGCAGUCCAUUCUGCUUGUGCCACUGCGGUAGCAAGACAACAUCACAAAGAGGACACGGUCAAACUGUUGAAAACUGAAAUAAAAAAGCUGGAACAGAAGAUAGAUAUGGAUGAGAAAAUGAAGAAAAUGGGUGAAAUGCAGCUGUCCUCAGUAACGGACUCCAAGAAGAAGAAGACCAUACUUGAUCAGAUCUUUGUUUGGGAACAGAACCUUGAACAGUUCCAAAUGGACCUAUUUCGGUAUCGUUGUUAUUUAGCUAGCCUCCAAGGAGGGGAGCUGCCAAACCCAAAAAGGCUACUUGCUUUCGCAAGUCGUCCAACUAAAGUUGCAAUGGGCCGUCUUGGAAUCUUUUCAGUAUCUUCUUUUCAUGCACUGGUGGCAGCUCGCACUGGGGAGGCCGGAGUAAGAAGAAGAACACAGGCCAUGUCCAGAUCCGCCAGCAAACGGAGAAGCAGGUUUUCUUCUCUUUGGGGACUGGAUACUACCUCAAAGAAAAAACAAGGGAGGCCAAGCAUUAACCAGGUCUUUGGUGAAGGAGUUGAUUCCGUGAAGAAGUCUUUAGAAGGAAUCUUUGAUGAUACAGUACCAGAUGGCAAGAGGGAAAAAGAAGUGGCACUGACCAGCACCCAUCAGCAUAAUCCUGAUUGUGAUAUUUGGGUUCAUGAGUAUUUUACGCCAUCUUGGUUCUGCCUGCCAAAUAACCAGCCUGCUUUGACAGUAAUCCAUCCAGGUGACACCACAAGAGAUGUUUUGGAAAUGAUUUGUAAGACAUAUCAGCUGGAUCAUUCAGCUCACUUUCUACGUCUUAAGUUCCUGAUAGAAAACCAGAUGCAAUUUUAUGUACCAAAGCCAGAAGAGGACAUCUAUGAAUUGUUAUACAAAGAAAUUGAAAUCUGUCAAAAAAUUACACAGCACAUUCAGAUUGAGAAGUCCGAUACAGCCUCUGAUUUUUAUGGCUUUUCUCUCUCUUCUGUGGAAGAAGAAGGGUUUCGUAGGCUUUAUGUGAACCGUGUAAAAGAGACGGGUCUGGCUUUCAAGAAAGGCCUUAAAGCUGGUGAUGAAAUUGUUGAGAUUAACAAAAGAGGAGCAGAAGACCUGGAUUCAACCAUGCUGAAAGAUGCCCUUGUUCAGCCUUCACUGUGCCUUACAGUGCGUACUUAUCCUGAGAUAGAGGGGGGGCAGAAGUUAAUGCAACUACCCCCACGUCGCAUGGAAAACCUGUCUGACUUGAGUGACAGUGCACUGAUGUAUAGCGGCAGUAACCAAGGGCACACGCUCUUCAGCGAACAAGAAAGCAGUGCUGAGGCAGCUCCAGAAGAAGCAGAAGUGCCUGAUUUGGAGACCUCUGAUGAGACAGAUAGGAUGAGCAAGAGUACAGAACAAGUUGCUGCAUUUUGUCGCAGUCUACAUGAGAUGAAUCCUUCUGAUUCGAGUUUGCAUCCUCAAGAAUUUACAGGGCCUCAGCUGUCCACCAUGAGACAACUUACAGAUGCUGAUAAACUGCGCAAGGUUAUUUGUGAAUUGCUUGAAACAGAACGCACCUAUGUCAAAGACUUAAACUGUCUAAUGGAAAGAUACCUGAAACCUCUACAAAAAGAAACUUUCCUCACUCAAGAUGAGCUCGAUGUUCUCUUUGGGAAUUUGACUGAAAUGGUAGCAUUCCAGGUGGAGUUCCUGAAAACUCUGGAAGAUGGAGUGAGGCUGGUGCCAGACCUGGAAAAGCUUGAAAAAGUUGACCAAUUUAAGAAAGUGUUGUUUUCCUUGGGUGGAUCCUUUCUUUACUAUGCUGACCGUUUCAAGCUGUACAGUGCCUUCUGUGCCAGCCACACUAAAGUUCCAAAAGUCUUAGUAAAAGCUAAGACAGACACUGCUUUUAAGGCAUUUUUGGAUGCUCAGAAUCCUAGACGGCAACACUCCUCAACACUGGAGUCUUACCUUAUCAAACCUAUCCAGCGGAUACUAAAGUAUCCUCUCCUGCUGAGGGAACUCUUCGCUCUGACUGAUGCAGACAGUGAAGAACACUAUCACCUUGAUGUGGCCAUAAAAACAAUGAACAAAGUUGCCAGCCAUAUUAAUGAAAUGCAGAAAAUACAUGAAGAGUAUGGUGCAGUGUUUGAUCAGCUUAUAGCAGAACAGACUGGGGAAAAAAAAGAGGUUGCAGACCUUUCCAUGGGAGACCUACUUUUGCAUAAUACAGUGAUCUGGCUUAACCCUCCUGCAUCACUGGGGAAAUGGAAGAAGGAACCUGAGUUAGCAGCAUUUGUGUUCAAAACUGCUGUUGUCCUUGUAUAUAAAGAUGGUUCCAAACAGAAGAAGAAACUUGGAGGAUCACAUAGGGCUUCAAUUUAUGAAGACUGGGACCCAUUCCGUUUUCGUCACAUGAUUCCCUUAGAAGCUCUGCAGGUUCGCGCACUGGCAAGUGCAGAUGCAGAGACCAAUUCCGUGUGCGAGAUUGUUCAUGUUAAAUCUGAGUCCGAAGGCAGACCAGAGAGAACAUUCCACCUCUGCUGUAGUUCCCCAGACCACAGAAAGGAUUUUCUGAAGGCUGUGCACUCCAUUCUACGUGAUAAGCACAGAAGGCAGCUUCUUAAAACUGAAAGUCUGCCCUCAUCCCAACAAUAUGUUCCUUUUGGAGGGAAAAGACUGUGUGCUCUAAAAGGUGCAAGGCCAGCAAUGAACAGGGCAGUGUCUGCCCCAAGCAAGUCUCUUGGGAGGAGGAGGCGGCGGCUGGCCCGAAACAGGUUUACCAUUGACUCGGAUGCUGUCUUCGAAAGCAGCCCUGAUAAAGAAUCCCAGCAGCCCACAGCCAGUGGGGACACUGACCGCUGGGUAGAGGAACAGUUUGACCUUGCUCAGUAUGAGGAGCAGGAGGACAUCAAAGAAACAGACAUCCUCAGCGAUGACGACGAGUACUGUGAGUCUACGAAAAGCACCACAGUUGACAGAGAACUUCAGGAGCAGUUGCAGGCUGCUUCCAUUACAAGCAGCCAGUCACGUCGGGCAGAGAAAGCACGGCAUGUAAUGGGCACGCAUGCUGCCAGAAUGACUCAGUUGAAGAAGCAAGCUGCACUCUCUGGGAUCAAUGGCGGGGUGGAAAGUAAUAGUGAAGAAGUCAUCUGGGUUAGGCGUGAAGACUUUGUACCUAGCAGAAAACUGAACACUGAGCUCUAAACCUGUCACUUUCUCAUUAGAUGGUCUGUGUAGAUAUCUCCCCUCUUCCCCCCAAAUACAUGCAGUGGAGCAUGAUCCCUUAGCUUGCACACACAGUUUUGGCAGCUGAACCGCUCUGAAACUGCAGCCACAUUUUAGGAACUUUAAAAGGCGGGCGGGGAGUGUAAAAUUUGAAAUAAGCUGGAGUCCUAUCUGUAUAUUACUAAGGGCUUUUAAACUUUUAUUUAUUCUAAAAUGGGAUACGUAAUAUCACUGGAGAAAAGUUACUGUCGGCAUCUUACGUAUGUGCAACUUAAGUGAUAGCACAAUGAACAAAGAGGUUUUUGUAUCUGUGAAAUGUCAAUCAGAGGCUCAUCUCCUUAAUGAGGAAACUGCCUUUCUAAUCUGUACAGCUGCGGUGUUCUUAAUCUUUUCCCUCUUAAAAGACUAUACAUGUAUUUUAGGAGUGUGUGAGGAAAGGUUGGGAUUUAUGUUGUGCUGCGUUCUCUUGGUGUGUCUGGUCUAACUUAUUUUCAGUGUUGGAAGCUCUAAUUUUACAUAACAUUUUAUAAAGUUGCCAAACUCUUGAAAGCGAUCCAAAUUUAACACUUGAAAUUUUUUUUUGUACUUUUUACCUGAGAUGCAGAGGCACAAAUGGGUAAGAAUGUUAGUGUUACUUAGGAUAGGAGGCUAGCCUUUUUUGCAGAGGGUUCAGUAGGCUAGUUUUUAUAUUAUAUUAAAAUAUCAACUGGAAACUCCUGCUUAGGGAUAACUGGAAUUCAGUUAUGUUACAAAUAAUGUGACUGAAUUACAAAGAGGGCUAAAUUAAUCCACGACUUCAGUGGAGUCAUAUCAGGGAUGAAUUUGGCCCAUUAUGACUGACAACAUUUGGGUUUAGGGGAGGGGGGGAAUUUAUGGCCAAAAAACUGACCUCAUCCAACUCUUAGUGUGGAUGAAACUAGUGUAUAUAUAAAUUCCUUUGUAAAGGCUUUUUCCACUGCAAUACACUAUGAACAAAGUUCUAAAUAAGCAAACCUCUCAAACCUUUUUAUUUAAAUAUCUAAAACAGGGUAAAAAAUCUAGUGUUUUUAACGUAGACUUCCAAAUAUAAAAAAAGAGAAAAUAUAGCACUUUUAAUUUUUUUAGAUUUAUAUAGCUUUCCCAUUUCACUUUCCACCUACAAAAGAGGAAGAUAAUGACAUUUUCUUUGUAUCUAUUGAUGUUUGACACAUUGGUGGAUACUUUGAAACCUGGUAUUUUAUAAAUAGCUUUAGGACUAUAUUUUAUAAGAUCAGCUGUGACUAUAUUUUGAAACAUAACAAAUUGUUCCCCCCCAAAACAUCAAAUGUCUUGUGUCCCAGCCAGCAUUCCUUCCCCACCCCUCUCCCCGCCACCAGCUGGUUACCAGUGCACUAUAGUCUUUUGAAUGUUUUCUUGUAUCUGCUUUUGCUAUCUUCUGAUUUUUCUUUUCCUAAAAGCUUUAGAACGAUUUCUAUACCCUUUUAUCAUCACUUCAUUGUUCUAUAUCAUCUAAAGUCCAUUGUGUCCCAAUUUAGUAGAAAAGCAGAGGUUGUAGUUGUCCUACUGGAAUACAGACAGUUGGGAAAGACUGGAAAGUCUGGUGCUUGGGAGGGUGCCAUUGUUCUUGUACAUAAUGUCAUGACAUGUCUAUGUCAAAGGUUCUUGUAUAUUUCUUUUAUAAGCUGAAAGAAGGUCUAUUUUUAUGUUUUUAGGUCUAUGAAUGGAACGUUGUAAAUGCCUGUCAAACAAUAAAAUACUGAAAACAUCUGAA